Messenger RNA from Octodon degus (degu), 669 nucleotides. Its product is annotated as keratin-associated protein 4-11-like. The record is from RefSeq and is a predicted model, not a curated record. Gene Ontology annotation, cellular component: keratin filament. The transcript has 3 exons. NCBI's taxonomy places the organism in Eukaryota, Metazoa, Chordata, Mammalia, Rodentia, Octodontidae. The coding region runs from base 1 to 669 and encodes 222 amino acids.
AUGGUCAACUCCUGUUGUGGCUCCGUCUGCUCUGAGCAGGGCUGUGGCCAGGAGAGCUGCUGCCAGCCCAGCUGCUGCAGGCCCACCUGCUGCCGCCCCAGCUGCUGUGUGUCCACCUGCUGCAGGCCCCAGUGCUGCCAGCCCAGCUGCUGCCAGUCCAGCUGCUGCAGGCCCCAGUGCUGCCAGCCCAGCUGCUGCCAGCCCAUCUGCUGCAGGCCCACCUGCUGCAUCUCUACCUGCUGCAGGCCCCAGUGCUGCCGCCCCAGCUGCUGCCAGUCCAGCUGCUGCAGGCCCCAGUGCUGCCAGCCCAUCUGUUGCAGGCCUACCUGCUGCAUCUCUACCUGCUGCAGGCCCCAGUGCUGCCGCCCCAGCUGCUGCGUGUCCAGCUGCUGCAGGCCCCACUGCUGCCAGCCCACCUGCUGCCGCCCCACCUGCUGUGUGUCCAGCUGCUGCAGGCCCCAGUGCUGCCAGCCCAUCUGCUGCAGGCCCUGCUGCCGCCCCUCCUGUGGGAGCUCCAGCUGCUGUGGCUCUGGCUGCUGCCGCCGCUGCUGGUCCUGCUGCCUGCGCCCCCCGUGUGGCCAGGUCUCCUGCCACACCUCUUGCUACCGCCCCACCUGUGUCAUCUCCACCUGCCCCCGCCCCAUGUGCUGCGCCAUCCCCUGCUGCUGA